Messenger RNA from Caenorhabditis briggsae, 1170 nucleotides. RefSeq names its product Protein CBR-UBC-25 (gene Cbr-ubc-25). Lineage: Eukaryota; Metazoa; Nematoda; Chromadorea; Rhabditida; Rhabditidae. Bases 1 to 1170 code for a protein of 389 amino acids. The record is from RefSeq and is a predicted model, not a curated record. The transcript is spliced from 5 exons.
AUGGCGUGUCUUCGUAAGCUGAAAGAAGACAUCCAAUUGUUGGAAAAGCUCUUUCCCAAAAAGCACAACCGCUUCCAGAUAAUGAGUGCGUCGGUCGAUGAGCUGUCGAUGAAGUUUAUCACCGCGGAAAACCAAGCAAUCGUUGUCACCGCCAACAUCCAGGAAAACUACCCACGACAGCCACCAAUUUGGUUUUCCGAAUCCGACGAUGUUCCAAUCAUCGGAACUUCGCUUCAGAGGCUCACUGAAACAGAAGAGUCUACAAAUAUCCUUCAUCAAGUUCAUCGCCUACUUUCGGAUCUCUGCUCGUUUUACGGACUUCAGACGCCUAUCGAAUUACCGCAAAUUGCUCCUCCCGCAAGAGAUGACGUUGACGAGGGUCGGGGAAGUGAUAUCAGUGACACUGCUUCAGAGCAUAUCGAUGAUGACAUGGCGGGAGACGGUGAAGACGAUGAGGGAGAGUUAGAGGAGGAUGAAGAUGAAGAUGAAGAUGCAGAAGGUGACAUUGAGAUUGUAGAGAUGGCAGAAGAAGAUCCAACAUCACAGCAAGAUAUUGGAGUUUCCAAAGAAGGUCUCGAUAUGUUGGACAAGGUUUCUCGCGUUAACAGGCAACAGCAUCUCGAUGGAAAAGUUCAAGGAUCAAUCACGGCCACCGAUAGACUGAUGAAAGAGAUUCGUGAUAUUCAUAGAAGCGAGCAUUACAAAAAUGGAGUUUAUUCUUUUGAGCUGGAAAAGGAUGAGAACUUGUAUCAAUGGUGGGUGAAGUUGCACAAAGUCGAUGAAGACUCACCGCUGUUCGAGGAUAUGGCAAAGUUAAAGAAGGAGCUCAAACAGGAUCAUCUUCUCUUCAGCUUCACAUUCAAUGAAAAAUUCCCUUGCGACCCUCCAUUCGUUCGCGUUGUCGCCCCACAUAUCACCAAUGGAUUCGUCCUGAGCGGUGGAGCCAUUUGCAUGGAGUUGCUAACGAAGCAAGGAUGGUCAUCAGCGUAUUCGAUUGAGAGUUGUAUUCUUCAAAUCGCAGCCACUCUUGUCAAAGGUCGUGCUCGAAUUUCAUUCGACCCAAAGCAUUCUCAUUCUUACUCCUUGAUUCGUGCCCAACAAUCAUUCAAGUCCCUCCAGCAAAUUCACGCAAAAUCUGGAUGGUAUACUCCACCAAAAAUGGAAGGAUGA